Molecule: messenger RNA, 685 nt
Organism: Panicum virgatum (switchgrass)
Lineage: Eukaryota; Viridiplantae; Streptophyta; Magnoliopsida; Poales; Poaceae
Product: 17.4 kDa class I heat shock protein
Exons: 1
Coding region: 111-578 (155 amino acids)
Biological process (GO): protein folding; response to salt stress; response to hydrogen peroxide
Source: RefSeq, a predicted model, not a curated record
CCAGCAAACAAACUCCGAAGCGACUGACGAUCAGAGGCGUCUUUCAGAGCGCAGCAGUUCGCCGACAAAUCCCCACUCCGACCUUCAAUCCCGAUCAUCAUUCAACGACAAUGUCGCUGAUGCGCCGCAGCAACGUGUUCGACCCCUUCUCCCUCGACCUCUGGGACCCCUUCCAGGGCUUCCCCUUCGGCUCCGGCAGCGGCAGCCUCCUCCCGCGCAUCUCCUCCGACUCCGACGCCGCGUUCGCUGGUGCGCGCAUCGACUGGAAGGAGACCCCCGAGGCCCACGUGUUCAAGGCUGACGUGCCGGGGCUGAAGAAGGAGGAGGUGAAUGUGGAGGUCGAGGACGGCAACGUGCUCCAGAUCAGCGGCGAGCGGAGCAAGGAGCAGGAGGAGAAGAACGACAGGUGGCACAGGGUGGAACGCAGCAGCGGCAAGUUCCUACGCAGGUUUAGGCUGCCGGAGAACGCCAAGACGGAGCAGAUCAAGGCCUCCAUGGAGAACGGUGUGCUCACCGUCACCGUGCCCAAGGAGGAGGUCAAGAAGCCCGAGGUCAAGCCCGUCCAGAUUACCGGCUAAAAACGAACGCGUCAUGGGGAUUCAGAGGAAGAUCCGAUUACCUGUGCAGACUACCGUCCGUCGUGUGUCUGUCGUUUUGAAGUUUCAGGGUGUGUAGUCUGGUUCUG